CAUUUUGACACGUGAAUUUGACGUUAGCGCGAUUCUGCGGAUUUUUGCAUUGAUUUCUGCAACGGUCGAUUUUCGAGGAUUGAUGGCAUUCAGGACACUCCAGAAACAUAUCCGGGUUGGGGCAGGUUUUAAUACACUGCUGAAGUCAUCUAGUGUUGUGCCCUUUUCGCCACAGAAUCAAUCAAAUAGAUGUAGGUUAGGUGGAACAUGGAGAUUCAGCCGGUGUUUCAGUGAUUCCUUGGACAAUUUCCAUGAGAAUCUGGAGAAAAUUCGUCAGGACGCAGUGACAAAUCACAGGAUUGGGAUAAGUACCUUCCAGGAUGUUGUCACUGGACUGUCGGACCACCAGACAAGCCGGGAGAAUGUGCUGUUCCUCUUAAAAUGCUGUGGACCGUUCUUUCCGGACUUGAAUCACCAGGAACGUGCUGAGUUUGUCAACAAGAUUUGGGAAUUCAUGAACCAGUCAACGACACCUUCCCCUGAUGACUAUAUUACUCUCCUGCAAGUGAUGAGAAGGAAUAGACAGUGUAUCCUGAAUUAUAAGGCUUUCCUCAAGGAACUGAGGAUUCCAGCCACGGCAGAAAUUUACGAGGAACUCCUCUACCUGGCAGCUGAAUGCAAUCUAAUAGAACAAGUAUUCCGGAUACUGGCAGAGAUGAAGGAAAAAGAAUUUCCUGCCACAGAGAAUGUGUUUAAUGCCCUGAUAUUGGCUCAUUCCCGGAACAGGGAUCUGAAGAAUGUUGAAUUGGUUCUUGAAACAAUGGCAGCUGCUAAUGUGGAGCAGAGUCCAUCUACAAUCACUGAACUCAUCAAGGCGUAUGUGGAAAAUGGGACCCUGGACAGAGCGGCAGGAGUUCUGGCGAAAGAUGGGAUAUUCUUGAGCCCUGACCAGGUUAUGGUCAUUGUGAGAGCAGCCCUAAAUAACAAUGUGGAUCAGUCGCUCGUGGCUGCAAUUCUAAAAUACCUCCCUGAGGAUAUUUUUCAGAAGAGAGGCAUCCACUCAAUCCUCCGGAAUCUGCUCACGGAGCUCGUAUUUGAGGGAAAGUGGAACAAAGCUCUGGAAGUUCUGAAUUCCCUGCCGAAGCCUAUCUUCCAUUCGCAUGAGGAUCUCGAUGGAUAUGCUACUUUCCUCAUAAAUGACAUGAUCAAGAAGGAUUGCUCUGCUGAGGAUAUCAUUGCUGUCUGCGCGGAUCUGAAGGAAUCCGAAAGGAAUAUCCGAUCACUCCAUGUGGCCAUUGAAAUUGCCCACAGAAGAGCAUCUCCAGUGGCACUGCAGUUACUCGAGGAAUUGUCUCACAGUGAAGAGCUCAAGCCUCAUUUCUUCUGGCCACUGAUCAUCAGGGGCUUUGAGAAUGGAGGAGAGCAGGGAAUUCUCAAUGUUCUCUCUCAAAUGUCCAAAUUGGGAGUGAAUCCAGACUCUGACACUCUCAAUUUGUACAUUCUCCCUCGGCUGACAAUCAUCCUCAAAAGCCCCGGGAAAGCGGUAAAAAUCCUCGAGGAUUGUGGCGUAAAAAUGUCCCAACUUCUCACUCCGCUUGCUUCCCAUCUUCUGAUCCAGAAGAGAUUCGAAGAGACCUUUGACAUUGUCAAAACAUACCAGGCAAAGAUCAAUUGUGAAGCCCUCGUGUCCCCUCUUGUUACAACUCAUGCCCAUUGCACCAGAACUUCCUUAUUAGGGAAGAUUGUGGCUCUUUUCAGCUCCCGGAGUGAUGCCCCUUUUGACAUUGGAGGAAAAUUCCUCAUGGAACUCGUGACAAAUCGCUCAAAUCAAUCAUCGUACGAGAAUCUAGGCAAACUCAUCAAGGAGUUCUUCCUGUGUGGUGUAAAAAUAUCACAAAUGGCCAGAGAUGUCGUGGAACAGGCAGUGGAAAAGUGUCUGGACAAGGAACUUGCCGGAACAAUCAAAAAAGACCUCCGGAGGAUUGUGGAUAGGGAAAUGGAUAGUUCCACGAGAGAAAAUAUUGGUCAGCAUAUCAGUCAUCCUCGUGAUAUGACCCUGGAGGAAUUGGAGUGUCAUCUGGUGGAGCUGGAGGCGAAAAAACUCAAUACACGCGGAGUUCUGCGACGUUUGCUGCAGCUCAAUGUUCAGCGGAAUAAAUUGGAUCGGGCAAUUGAGGUUAAGAAGCUCUGUGAUAAGAAGAAAGUUGAUCUGAGCCCAGGAAUGUUGGCCAGUAUCUUUGAUUUGCACGUGAAGACCAAGAAUGUCAAAGAAGCAGAGUGGACGUGGCUGGAACUGAAGAAACGAUACCCCGGAUUUGCCGUGGAUGAGCACAAAGUGAUCGAUUUUGCCAGUCUUCUCGUUGAAAAAGGACUCCUAAAUGAGGCCAAGAAAGUCCUAACAAUGCGUGCCACAACGAAAAUCCGAGGAGGCAGCAAUAGCCUAAAAAAUGCCUGGAAUCUCUUGAGCAAAGUUGCACAGCACUCAGCAGAAGCUGGAACCCCAGAAGGAGAGACAAGAGGAUUCCUACGAUUUCUGGUAGAUCUAAAAUACUGUGACUACCACAAUACCCUCCUUGGACCCGUUGUCCGGGAAUUUAUCUGCCGGAAAGAUCUCCCGAAAGCCAUUGAAGAGUUCAAGGAGAUUGCCAAUCGAUUCCGGAAGACGCCACUGAAAUUAGAACUAAUGACACUCAUCCUGGAAGUCAGCAAUGCCAAGCAUGAUCCCGCCGGAUUUGGCACGACUCAAGAUGAUCUUCCGCGAAUGAUGGAGGACGUGAUGGCAGCUGUAGCCAAAGUCCAUGGUUCACCCAAUGCCCAGAUGACGCUAAUCUUUGCCCUGGCUGAAGGGGGUACUGACAGUCAACUGCGAAAACUCCUAAUUGACCCGCAAAUUCGAAUCAAUCAGGAACUAUUCCAGAAGCAAUGUGACUACCUCAGCAAUGCCCAGAAAGUUGAACCUCUUGUCCGGUUAGCCAGGUGCACCAGGGGCUUGGGAUACCUAAUUAAAGAGCAGGAUAUGUACAUCAUGCUACUAAACUCUUUUGUGCGAGACAACAACCACGAAGCCGCUCUUGUACUUUUUGACAGAAUCUGCGAGGACGAUGAACUGAAACUAGGCCGAGAAUUUGUAGAGACACUCACGGAUUUGCUGGCCAGAAACAACAUUGAAAUCCCCACGCGACUGGCUAUCCACGCCAAAGUCCGCAACUAGUCACAGCCCAAUCCUCCCUCUUAGAGUAUUUCAUGUAGAAUAAACAUUUAUUAAAAAGUCAA
Molecule: messenger RNA, 3213 nt
Organism: Phlebotomus papatasi
Lineage: Eukaryota; Metazoa; Arthropoda; Insecta; Diptera; Psychodidae
Gene: Lrpprc2
Product: leucine-rich PPR motif-containing protein, mitochondrial
Exons: 1
Coding region: 83-3151 (1022 amino acids)
Molecular function (GO): protein binding
Source: RefSeq, a predicted model, not a curated record